UACAUGUCCUAAUUUAUGCAAAUGAGCUGCUUGUUGUGAUUCCAGGUGAGGAAGUCACUGCAGUGAAGGGAGCUUCUGAAACAGACUUUUUUUAAUCUGUGACUUUGAGAUCCAGCUUAUUGAAACCCAACCGUGUUCACUCAGGACUGUGCGGUCCCCUCUCACAGGAUUCAUUCAAAGCAACAAAACAUGUGGUCGCGCUGUGCACUAAAAGACAAGAAGCCAAGUUUGGAUGUCAAAUUCAGUCUGCCCGUCCUGUCCAACAACAAGAGCCUGGUCAGCGGCAGGCCAAAAUCUCAGGAGGUCAACCUGAUGAAGCUUGAAGAUGAAAUUGUCUGUAACCUAGGUGGAGGUAUUUCUUGGAUCCCUUCUGCCACUCGCAGCACCACAAGGCACAGAGAGGCCAGUCAGUGGCAGGCCCAGUUUUCUGAGAUUAUGUACCAGUUGGAAAGAGAAAUUACUGCUCAGGAGCAGCUGAAAGACGUCAUUGACAGCUUCCUCCAGAACAGGCAGUUGUACAGUCAGUUGAUGGGCGACUGUAUUACAGUCACUGACAGCCUGAGCUCAGGGAUCCCGAGGCAGGACCCCAUCUUCACUGCGCUGAGGAAAGAAGAGAGGCUGAUAAACGACAACAGAGAAGUUCUGCAGGUGCAGUUCUGCAUCCUGCUCAGCAAAAUAAGCUCUCUGAAGAAGAUCCACAGUCAGCUGGAGGAAGAUUUUCAUGCCAAGGGUGAAGCCACCAAGCUAACCAUGAAAUGCAUCACCCUUGAGCACAACACGCCAAGCUCCUGCAUGCCUGCUUGUCAGUAUAAGCCUCACCAUGUGAGCUAUGACAUGUGGCUGUCUCGCUGCAAAGACCUGAAGAUGACGGCCAACACCCUGAUGAAGGACUCUUCUUCCUUCAGGGGAUACCUGAAGUUUACUCUGGCCAAUAUAAAAAACAUGGAGGAGUGGCAUCGUCGCAGAACAGAUGACGAUCUGAGGAACAAAAUCCACGAACUGAACAAAAACCAGGACAUACUGCUCUUAGAGAGGAAGCGGAUCAGUGAUGAGAUUUAUCAUCAGACCAAAGAAAUACAGAAACUGUCGUGUCAGAUCAGGGGCUGUUACACCAAACUGCAUCAGGCCUCCAAAUGUCUGGACAUCCUCAACCAGAGACCUGGAUACGAGCUCUGCCGGGACCUCCCACACAUCAGCCUCACACUGGAGAAUUACGACCUGGUAAAAAUAGGAGCUGGGCUUCACUCAGUGCUGAAGCUCUCCCAUCGAGACCCGGAGCUCAAACACAAGCGCCUGAUGAUUGUUGAGGACAAACUGGCUAAAAACGCUCACAUCCUGGAGAUGGAGAAGAAGUGUCAGAUCCUACGUCAGACUUUCCCGCCUGCCCGCGACACCAUCGUGAUCCUCAGCAACAAGGACAGACUUGAUAAGAGCAUGGGCAGCUCCAGCUGUCAUGCAUACUUACAGUAGAGCGCAUUAGUGCUCUACUGCCACAUAUAUUACAUGUGUGAGGAAACUCACGUCGACUUGUUUGGAAUUAGUUUGUGCUUCAUUUUUUGUUUUCAGGAGGAAAU
This is a messenger RNA of Archocentrus centrarchus (flier cichlid), 1574 nucleotides long. RefSeq lists its product as uncharacterized. The transcript is spliced from 9 exons. Gene Ontology annotation, cellular component: nucleus; microtubule cytoskeleton. NCBI's taxonomy places the organism in Eukaryota, Metazoa, Chordata, Actinopteri, Cichliformes, Cichlidae. Gene Ontology annotation, biological process: cilium movement involved in cell motility; cilium assembly. The coding region runs from base 190 to 1470 and encodes 426 amino acids. The record is from RefSeq and is a predicted model, not a curated record.